AUGGGGAACACAUGUGUAGGACCAAAUCUCGCCAAUAAUGGAUUCUUGAAAUCUGUUACGGCCGCAGUAUGGCCAAGCCGGCCACCGGAGGAGAGACUUCCUCCACCCAAGGAUGGAACUGACAGCAAAAGUAAAGAAAAUGCGAGUCCUGAUUCACCCAAAAAUGCCGAUGCUUCAAAAGAUUCAGAUCCCCAAAAUGGUGUUCAAAGUACGCCGCCUGAAACGGUGAAAAUUGGUAAUAAUGAUCCACAGAAAAUAGUGGAACGCGAGAUGUCGUCUAGAGUGAUUAAAGAUGAAACUAAGGCACCAGAGGGUGCAAAAUCGAAAAAGGCCACUCAUAUGAAGAGAUUAUCCAGCGCUGGACUUCAAAUUGAUUCGGUUCUAGGGAGAAAAACGGAUAAUAUUAAGGAUCAUUACACAUUGGGACGGAAGCUCGGGCAAGGGCAGUUCGGGACAACGUUUCUUUGUGUUGAAAAGGCAUCCGGGAAAGAGUUUGCCUGCAAAUCUAUAGCGAAAAGGAAAUUGACCACGAAAGAGGAUGUGGAGGAUGUUAGAAGAGAGAUACAGAUAAUGCACCAUUUAGCAGGUCAUCCUAAUGUGAUACAGAUUGUGGGAGCUUUUGAGGACGCCGUGGCAGUUCAUGUUGUAAUGGAACUUUGUGCGGGUGGGGAAUUGUUUGAUAGGAUUAUACAGAGAGGCCACUAUACAGAGAAAAAAGCGGCUCAAUUAGCUAGAAUCAUAGUCGGUGUUGUCGAAGCAUGUCAUUCUUUGGGUGUCAUGCAUCGGGAUUUAAAACCAGAGAAUUUUCUUUUCAUCAGUCAACAAGAGGAGUCAGCACUUAAGACCAUAGAUUUUGGGCUCUCCAUGUUCUUUAGGCCAGGUGAAACUUUCACAGAUGUGGUUGGCAGCCCUUAUUAUGUAGCCCCAGAAGUAUUGCGGAAGCUUUAUGGGCCAGAAUGUGAUGUAUGGAGUGCUGGGGUUAUCAUAUAUAUUUUACUAAGUGGCGUGCCUCCGUUCUGGGAUGAGACGGAGCAAGGAAUAUUUGAGCAGGUUUUGAAAGGUGAGCUUGACUUUAUAUCAGAACCCUGGCCUAGUAUAUCAGGGGAAGCAAAAGACUUAGUGCGGAGAAUGCUUGUACGAGAUCCCAAAAAAAGAUUAACAGCCCACGAAGUUCUUUGCCACCCAUGGGUGAAAGCUGAUGGAGUUGCUCCUGACAAACCUCUUGAUUCAGCUGUUCUAAGUCGUUUGAAUCAAUUCUCUGCCAUGAACAGGCUAAAGAAAAUAGCAAUUAGAGUUAUCGCAGAAAGCCUUUCCGAAGAGGAAAUUGCUGGCCUCAAAGAGAUGUUUAAGAUGAUAGACACGGACAAUAGUGGUCAAAUAACUCUCGAGGAAUUGAAGCGUGGUUUGGAAAGAGUGGGUGCUAAUCUUCAGGAUUCUGAGAUUAGCGGGUUAAUGCAAGCUGCAGAUGUUGAUAAUAGUGGUACCAUAGAAUAUGGCGAGUUUGUAGCAGCAAUGCUUCAUUUAAACAAGAUUCAGAAGGAGGACCAUCUCUUUGCUGCCUUCUCAUACUUCGACAAAGAUGGGAGUGGAUACAUCACACAGGACGAGCUCCAACAAGCUUGCGAAAAGUUUGGUUUGUCAGACUUUCGCCUAGAAGAUAUAAUGCGCGAAGUUGACCAGGAUAAUGAUGGUCGAAUAGAUUACAGUGAGUUUGUGGCUAUGAUGCAAGACACUGGUUUUGGUCAGAGGUGAUUGUAAAGCUGCAUGACGAUUGGAAUUAAGGAAAGCCUUUAGGCUUAACUAUUAACAUGCCUCACUCUGGUUCCUGACCAAGAAGCCAAUUUUAUUUAUUUUCUGGCCAGUAGGCCCAAUACAUGUUCUUUUUUAUAGCUAGAAGGUGAAAUUAAUGCUGUUUGUAAAGAUGACAAGCUUCAGAGAGAGUUAGUUUCUUGUUUC
Messenger RNA from Benincasa hispida (wax gourd), 1956 nucleotides. Its product is annotated as calcium-dependent protein kinase 20-like. The record is from RefSeq and is a predicted model, not a curated record. Gene Ontology annotation, molecular function: ATP binding; calcium ion binding; protein kinase activity. Gene Ontology annotation, biological process: protein phosphorylation. Lineage: Eukaryota; Viridiplantae; Streptophyta; Magnoliopsida; Cucurbitales; Cucurbitaceae.